AUGUCGAGCUUAGCGACCACAGACCCCGCCGAAACAUCGUCGAUUACCUCGAGCGCCGCCUCAGCCGUGUCAUCAAUCGCACAGUCCGGCCAACCAGUAGCACUCACAACCAUCUUCACUGCUCCAGCAUACUGCGAGAGCAUCUCCUUUACCGCAGUGCCAACCGGAACUUUCACUCCUCUCAUACGGAGCUACGCCACGUUCAACAGUUAUUACGCAAGUUGCUUUCCUUCCGGCGCGAAAAUCUACGGCAGCGCCACAUGGAGUCCCGGUAUUUGUCCAGAUGGUUAUACAAGUGGUUGGACAACGACUCUGAGCAGCUCCAUAACACAAGUACAAUGCUGUCCGAGUGAGUUUCACGCCCCAGGGGAUGGAGAUGACGCCGUGCCCGGCUGGGAAAGGAUGUGCUCAAGUAUCUACACCACCUCGACCAUGGUACUUCUCUACUACCCUGGGAGCGCGACUCAGCUAGUCAAUCCAGGCACUGUAAUGAUGGAGCAUGUUCUUGUCGAAUACGAACAAAGUGACCUGUCUCUUUUCCCUUCUGGUUAUACACCUGGGCGGGUCGUGACAAGCGACACUACGAGUGAAGUAAUUGCUUCUCCCACCGCGAGCAACCCUUCCUCUGCCAAUACAACAACUACAAGUAGUGGCCUCAGCACAGGGGCAAAGGCUGGGAUCGGUGGGGCUGUAGGCGUGGCUGUUAUUCUUGUUCUUGCCCUUCUCUGGUUGUUUUUCCGGAAAAAGUGGAGGCAAAGGCAAAAGAUUCCCAUGAAACAGGAGAUUGAAUACACUGGCAAACCCGAACUGGACGCAACUAGCACAAGGAAACCAAGUCAAGGAGUGGUCGAGCUGCCCAGUCCUACUGACCUGAGGAAAGAGCAAGGUGGAAAUCGGUCCGCACCUGCCGAACACUUUGAGCUUCCAGGGUCAAACUAUCCAACAAGCACAAAGGAAUUGGAUAGUGUUCAUCUCUAUGAAGUUUCCGGCUCCUCUAGGAGAGAGCCAACGAACUCAAGUCUGCAAACGAGCAGCCGAGCAGAUUCAGCUAUGGCAGACUCAUCCCGGCCACCUGAUACUUCGGCGGUACCGCCGCGACUGGUAGAUAUGGGGGCAGAAUGGAGAGCAUCUCCCCCUACUGCCAGUACGGUGCAGCCACCUGUGCACGGUAACUUAGGAACUGCCACGACGAUUGAAGAUCUUGAGUUACAAUAUCUUGAGAACGAGGAGAGGCGGAUCCAGGAGCGCAAAUUGCAACUCCUUCGAACACGAGAGUCAUACUGA
Molecule: messenger RNA, 1284 nt
Organism: Exophiala bonariae
Lineage: Eukaryota; Fungi; Ascomycota; Eurotiomycetes; Chaetothyriales; Herpotrichiellaceae
Exons: 2
Coding region: 1-1284 (427 amino acids)
Source: RefSeq, a predicted model, not a curated record